Molecule: messenger RNA, 5842 nt
Organism: Hyalella azteca
Lineage: Eukaryota; Metazoa; Arthropoda; Malacostraca; Amphipoda; Hyalellidae
Biological process (GO): endosomal vesicle fusion; autophagy; vesicle-mediated transport
Cellular component (GO): cytoplasm; fungal-type vacuole membrane
Source: RefSeq, a predicted model, not a curated record
AUGGCAACUUGGUGGUCGGAACACGUCAGGGCCACCUGCUCAUGUACAGUGUUGGAGAGUCUGGAGCUCAGGCCGAUGUCAAGUUGCUGCGCUCCAACAAAAACUUUUCUAAGAAACCCAUCACACAAGUGGCCGUGGUGCCACAUUAUCAGAUCCUCAUCUCCCUCUCUGACAGCAUCAUCAGUAUCCACGACUUGACAGUGUACAACUUCCCUUUACUCUCCACCAUGAACAAUACCAAAGGUGCCUCUCUUUUUGAUCUGGAAAUAAAGCACCACGUAAGCCUGACGGGCGACGUGGCGGUGACAGUGCGGCUGGCGGUGGCGGUGCGGCGGCGGGUGCAGCUCUACUACUGGAAGGCGCGCCACUUCCACGCCCUCCUGGACGACGUCCAGCUCACAGACGCGCCCCAGCACCUGCGCUGGUGGGGCGGAGGGCUGGUGCUGGACCAGGGGCUGGUCUACUGCAGGAUACUGCUGGACGAGGUACGGUCUACUGCACUGCUGGACGAGGUACGGUCUACUGCACUGCUGGACGAGGUACGGUCUACUGCACUGCUGGACGAGGUACGGUCUACUGCACUGCUGGACGAGGUACGGUCUACUGCACUGCUGGACGAGGUACGGUCUACUGCACUGCUGGACGAGGUACGGUCUACUGCACUGCUGGACGAGGUACGGUCUACUGCACUGCUGGACGAGCCACCGAUCGCGCCCCCGCUGCCUGUUGCUCAGACCCGUGUGAUUCCUACAGCUGUCGUUCAACUGCCUCAUUUAGAGCCUCUACCUUUCCUUAUCUGUGGAGGCAGCUUUUAUCUCUUUGUUCAAACUCUGUACCAGCCUCCCCUCUGUACCCCUGCAGUGUACCAGCCUCCCCUGUGCCUGGGUGUGGUGGGGGGCAGGGCCGUGGAGGUGGUCAGCGCAGAGGGCAGCGUCCUGCUGCAGACGCUGACCCUCCCCAAGCCGCGGCUCCUCGUGGCUGACGUCGUCUCCAGCGGCGUCAGCAGGACUGGGGGCCGACACCGCGCGUUCUGCGCGUCGCUGUCGCACGUGUGGUGCCUGCGCGGCCUCUCCCCCGCCGCGCAGAUCCAUAAAGGCUUUAUCUAUAAAUAUCGUAGAGACGAGCGCCCCAGUCUGGUGGGGCCCUUGCUACGCAUCCCCGACGGUCGGGUGAGUCUGGCGGAGGGCGAGCGUCUGCUGAGGGAGCACAACCGCCUGCCUGACUUCCUGCAGCUGCUGAGGGCGCGAGGGCAGCACGAGAAGGCCCUGGCGCUCCUGCACCAGCACCAGCACACCACGCACCCCUCGCCUCUCAAGGGACCCGCCGAGCUAGUCAACUACUUGCAGAAUUUAGAUAUUUCCCCUGCAUAUGCUGGACAGGAGCACGUGAUCCAGGAGUGGGGGGACAGGUCGAGCAGCCUGCACAACGAGCUGGUCAAGCUGUACCGCGACGUGGUCAUCGAGGAGACCACGAGACUGAAGAGCCGUGCUGCCGGGGCCCACCUCAGCGCCUGUGACGAGGACCUGACCGGCAGCGUGUCCAACUUGAGCAUCACUUCCCCCGACAGCCCACCCCAUCCUGCCCCAUCAAUUAUGCCCACCGACAGCACCUCCCGUCCUGUCCCCUCGACGGGUCCCCCCGACAGUUCUCAUACAGCCCCCUCAACGGGUCCCCCCGACGACAACCCUGACCCUGUACCUCCGCUCUCGCACAUCCACCCCGACUUGAGGUUCAGCUUAGAAGACAUCAGGGACAAGCUCCUGGAGUUCCUGCGCAUGUCCAAGUGUUACGUGCCAGCCACCGUGCUGCUGUGUCUGCCUCCCCAGCACGAGUGCCUGCUGGGGGCCCGGGCUGUGGUGCUAGGGGCGCUAGGGCAGCACCGUCAGGCCCUGCAGCUGUACGUGUCACAGCUACACGACCUCCCCGCCGCCCUCGCCUACUGCAGCGCCCACUACACCGGCCUGGGUGCUGCUAGCCAGGUUUAUUUGUUCCUGCUGGAGCUGCUGAUCCAGUGCCAAGACGUUGCUAGUCUGCUCAGCUCCAACAGCCGCAGCGCGCGUGAGGCAGACAACCGUCAUGAGGCAGGCAGCAGACGUGAUGAGGCAGAGGCAGACAACAGAAGCGAUGAGCAGGAGGCAGACAUCGGCCUCGCCUCCUCAAGAGGAGACGCCGGCGACCAGCCCGGGGCUCGCACCCGCAGCUCAGCGGAGAGCGACGCAGGUUCCCCUACACCUCAGGAUAGCCCACGAGGUGGAGCCCUGGUGGGCCCAGGAAGCGGGGCCCUGGCGGGACCAGGCGGUGGGGCCCUGGUGGGUCCAGGAGGUGGGGCCCUGGUGGGCCCAGGAAGCGGGGCCCUGGUGGGACCAGGCGGUGGGGCCCUGGUGGGUCCAGGAGGUGGGGCGCCGUCGCCCACCCCGUCAGAGGCAGCCAAGUUCGACAUCCUGCUGAGCCUCCUGCACACCUACGCGCAGUACAUCAAACUCAAGCCCGCUGUGCAGUUACUGCCCGACAGUCUGCGGGUGGCGGAGCUGCGCAGUUUCCUGCAGUCGUGGCUGCGGCAGUUUGCCUGCGCCCGCCGCAGGAUGGCGCUGCAGACUGGCGUGGCAAGGGCGCUUGUCAGGCAGGUCACGUCUGACUUGUGCCUGGCGCAGAGCAACAAAAUAUCGCUGUCGUCCCUCAACAGCUGCUGCAUCUGCGGCAAGCGCCUUACGCGCUUCAGUGCGUUCGUCUGCUCGCCUGGGGGCGCCGUCUGCCACUUCUCCUGCCGGGACCGCCUGCACGGCGCCUGGGUCGCUGAGGUCCUCCACGCGCGCCACAGAAACGCGCUCGACGAGCGCACACGCGCAGCUGUCGCCGCCUCGGGUCCUGGCGUCAGCGUCCCGGGUCCGAGCGUCAGCGUCCCGGGUCCGAGCGUCAGCACAAGUCCCGGCGUCAGCGUCGCGGGCCCCGGCGUCAGCGUCGUGGGCCCCGGCGUCAGCGUCCCGGGUCUCGGCGUCAGCGUCGUGGGCCCCGGCGUCAGCGUCACGAGUCCCGGCGUCAGCGUCGCGGGCCCCGGCGUCAGCACAAGUCCCCUCAGCACAAGCUUCGUUGCUAUCACUAGUCUUGGUGUCAGCCCCGCGAGGCCUGGCGUCAGCGUCGCGGGUCUUGGUGUCAGCUCCUCGAGCCCUGGUGUCAGUAGAAGUCCCGGCGUCUCCUGAAGGCACUGGGCUCUCUAGGAGUUGAAACGUUGAUUCAUCGGAGUAAAUAUUCAUUUAUUAACAUAUAUCUAUGUCCGUAGUUGCAUGUUCUUCCAAAGAACCCGUGGGCAGGAAGGAAUUAAAAUCAAAAUUAGAAAUUCACAUCCAAAAAAAUCUUAAGCCUGAUUCGUCAAACCCGGGACGGUUAGGUUAAUAAACUUCUAACCCAAAAACAGUAAGCUUGGGUUUGAAUGCCAUAUUUUUAGCCCAAAAAUGUUAGGUUUGAUUUCUAUACUUUCAACCCAAAACAGUUACUUUAGCAAACUCUGUUGAUCCAACAUGUCCUGACAAGGGGCUACCCACACGACGGUUUGUUCAAGAAGCUUUCUUAUUUCUUGUUUGUAUGUAUUAUUUAUUUCUGUUGAUCGUGUAGUGAAAGAGAUUAAAGUAUAACUUAAUACGAUAGUGACGAUUGUGACGCUCAUAUGUCUGUGCCUGCGCAGAUGUCUGCGAGUUUCCAUGUAAUAUAAGUCAAAAUUUCUCUUUUAUAAAUGUUAUUAUUGUUAAGAUAUUCAAGGUUUAAGAUAGAAAUUAUAUUAUUGAUGCCAUUCUGUUUUAGUUCGAAAAGUUUUGUGCGUGAUGACACCGAACAUUUAUAUAACUUCCCACUCUAUCAUGCCCCUCGCCUCCACGCUACCCUGCCUCUCGCCCCACUCUAAAAAUAUAUAUCAAAAGAUUCAGCGCUGUGGCUACCCUCGCGGCUGUGAACCUGAGCUCCCAGGCCUGUAGUUGCCUCAACUAGAGCAUAUCACGCUUCAUAUAUCACGCUGUUACUAACAUUAACUAGCAUUACAGUCGUCCAUUGUUGUAGUUAUCGUGUAUCACUGAUCGGCGUUAUCUUGUUACACUUGAAGUGUCACCCGCUGGUGUUAGCUAUCACCCCUGCAACACCCAGCCUCGGAGUCAUGAAAAUAUUCACUGUCUAACGCAGGAUAAUCUGGUUAACGAGUUAACGUAAUUGGAUGCAUAAAAUUAACUAAUACUACAUGUAAGAGGAUAAUAUGAAAGUAAUACUUGGUGGUGUUCGGCGGGUGUCUGGUGGUACGGUACCCUACUUAUUGUUUUACAAACAUGGCAGCUGAGACAUCAUUCGCAUAUGUUUCCGCGGAAUCUUUAUAAUUUAGUGUGAAAGGAAUUUAGAAUAAGUGUAUAUUGUAUUAUGUAUGGAAUUAAUAAUAAUGUAGAUAUUAAACAAUUGACAACGUGAUAAUGAAUUGACGUGACGCGAAGUGAGCUUAUCUCUCAUGGGGCUCUUGAUCCCUUGUACCUCGGCUGCGAUAAGAAGCCUCCAUCUCAAGUUGUAAGGACAAACUUCAUUUUCUAAAUCACGCCAGCGCUCCUCCAUCAUAUUCGCCCGAGCUGAUGUGUCUCUGUCCUCGUGCUCUGUCAUGAGCUCGAGUGGACGCUCCGGCAGCCGUAGCCUUCUACCAUGAUGCAUUUUUUGGCGUGCAUUCUUCCAGUGAGCCGCAGAUUUUCCGGAAUUCAUCGCUCGAAUUCUUCAUUCGCUCCAAACUCUUGUCUUCCAUUUGUAAAUGAUGUUGGACUGUCAGGUACGAUGUUACACUCGUAGAUUUCCCCUACUUGUGGUACGAGUCUCUAAUACAAAUGCUGAAGCUUUACUAUCAAAAUUCGCAUAAGUAAACGUAGCGGCCAAUUUCUCGUCUGUGAUUGGUGGAUUUAGCUUGAAAAACCGUCAGUGAUGCACAGACGGAGUUGCGAAUUCAUGACUGAUGGUACAGCCCCUGAACAUCAGGAGGCUUCAGCCAACAAACUCCGUUUGUUUAUCGCUUAAGAAUUCAACUCAAAUUCUGUCUGAAUAAAACUUCUCGUGUUGUUCACGGUUAAACUAAUACUUCCCUCCUGUUCGGCUGAUAUUCCGUACUCUUACGUCACUAAUUGACUUGAUGCUUCUUGCCAACAUAAUUAUUACUGCCAAAGAGUGCCUAUGGUUACUUAUUGUACUUCUAUAACCGAUACUUUCCGUUCUACUUUUUGUGUAAAGUUUCAGAUCAUAUAACGUUUAAAGUUACGGUCCGAAUUCGAACCGUCGCGUCUACAGUUCAAGCAAACUUCACUAAUUCUUCAGCCUGUACAAUAUGACUAUGAUUACUUUAAUUGAAUAUUUUUAAAACUAUGUAUUGUACAUUUUUAGUCAUAUAUUGCGAUGGAAACAAGAAUGAUUGUCAAGACUCAGCGUUGAUUGCACAGUGGGUCAUGUCCCAGCUAACAUUCCGUUGAUCAUCUUGCAACAUUCGUUGCAAAGCUCACAUGUUCUGCUCUUUGUACACAAGUUUAGCCAUUUAUUGAUGAUCUGAUUAGUUGCUUAAUAGUGAACCAAUGCGUAUUGAUAGGUUAGGCCAGACUCAUUAGCGCUGCUGGUAAGAGGACGAUAUAUUUAUUUCUGGUGCGUAGGCCAGAUUCUUAUGGUAGUGGAAACAAACUUUUUAUUAUAAAGCAAGUUUACGACAUCGCGUUUCAGUAAAUACUGCCCGUUAUGAGCGUUUUUGGACUAACAAAUUAAAAAAUUACUCUUCAUAUUGACAUUUUACGGUGUUGUAUUUGAAUGAGUUUUAUUCCAAUUUUAAAAUUAAACAUUGAAACAUGGG